CGUCGCUGUGCACAGUCUCCAGUCCUCAGCUAAUGAGUCUUUGUGUGUUUGGAGCGAAUGAGAGCGAGUCUUCGGUCUGUUUUAGACAGCAGUGGAGACCGGGAGUGCACCUCUGCUUUACCUCUCUCGCCCCGGUCUCCUCUGUCGUUCGAGUGAAAUGGAGGGCCAUCUUUCAGCACAUCUCAUCUGGCUCUGAAAGGCUCCUCUGAGAGAAGUGUCGUGGGGAGAGGGAGGAGAGUAACACGCCGGUGGACGCAGCCAUGAGUGGGAUUCUGAAGAGAAAGUUUGAGGAGGUGGAGGGAGCGUCGCCCUGCUCUUCCCUGAGGGAGUCGGAGGAGGAGGAGAUAUCGAGCACUGAGAGCGGAGACAGCAGCGACAGCGUCAACCCAUCGGCCUCGCACUUCACACAUUCUUCAUCAGCAGCAGCAUCAUCCUCAUCAUCAACACACAUGCUGCAGCGGACAGCAUCCUCGAUACUGAAGCGAGAGAAGCGGAUGAGGACGAGGAGGGUGCACUUUGAGAAGGUGACGGUGUAUUACUUCAGCCGGCGGCAGGGAUUCACCAGCGUGCCCAGUCAGGGUGGCAGUACACUGGGCAUGUCCAGCAGGCACAGCUGCGUGCGCCAGUACACACUGGGAGAGUUCGCCAUGGAGCAGGAGAGGAUCCACAGAGACAUGCUCCGAGACCACUUAAAAGAGGAAAAACUCAACUCCAUCCGGCUGCGGUUGACGAAGAACGGCGCGGUGGAGUCCGACGAGGCCAACGCUCUCACGCUGGACGACAUCUCUGACGAUGACCUGGACAUUGAUAACACAGAGGUGGACGAAUACUUCUUCCUUCAGCCUCUGACCACUAAGAAGCGACGCACUCUUCUGCGCUCAUCCGGCGUGAAGAAGCUGGACGUGGAGGAGAAACACGAGCUUCGAGCCAUCAGGGUGUCCAGGGAAGACUGUGGCUGUGACUGCAGACUCUUCUGUGACCCCGAGACCUGUACAUGCAGCCUCGCCGGCAUCAAGUGUCAGGUGGACCGUAUGUCAUUCCCGUGUGGCUGCACAAAAGAGGGCUGCAGCAACGCAGCCGGCAGGAUCGAGUUUAACCCCAUCCGAGUGCGGACUCACUUUCUGCACACCAUCAUGAAGCUGGAGCUGGAGAAGAGUCGUGAGCAGCAGCAGAAUCCCGGAUCCGUCUCGACGGUCGGCAACGGAUUCCACAACGACCCAAACGGUCACUGCAGCCCGAUGGCGACGGGCCAGCAUUCACUGGAAUACGCGAUCCCGGAGACAGUCCCGCAGACCACCAUCAUGCAUCUGCAGGCUGGCGACGACAUAGACGAGGCCUUGGAAGACGAGGAGGAGGAGGAGGAGGAGGAAGACGAGGAGGACGAAGAGGAGGACGAAGAAGAUGAUGAAGAUGAGGAGAACGAAGAUGACGAGGAUGAGAGCAGCAGUCUGUGCAGUCUGUCUGACUCCAGCACACAGAGCUUGGCCAAUAGCGACUCUGAGGAGGAAGACGACGACGAGGACGAAGACAAGACGGAGGAGUUUGACGCGGGAUUGGCCAGUAGCGAGGUGGCUCCGCCCACUUCCGUGAUGUGUUACUCCGAGAAUACGGUCGCGUCGGACAACCAAACAAACGGCAACUCCUACUUCAUCAACUCCACCGCGGAGUACUACCCGAUGGAAAACGCUAGUCCAUCCGUACUUUUAGCCUCUGCCAACCAAUCUAACGAGCCCUACAUAGGGGACACCGCCUCCUAUCAAGACAGAGUCAAUGACUCCAGUAGGGUCAUGUCUCAGGGUCCCUUCAAUGUGACCGCUGACCAAUACACAGACUUCUCCCAGCAGCCCGAGCAGCCAUACGCCAAUCACCACUUGGCCGUGAUUGGCUGUUGCGCCCCAGAGCCGGAUAAAAGCGUCCAAUCCAAAGGGACCUUCGUCAGCCAAUCAGGAGAGCUGAACCAGAUGGAAUUCCAAAACUAUCUGAACAACAAUACGCAGGAUACAGGCUACAACGCCAACGGGAACUGUUACGUAGCUGAACAGCCAAAGGAGAUGUCUCGCAAUCUGCCCGACGUUUCGCUAGUGGACAACACAAAAGGACCUACUUUACUGGACGCUUUCCCCGAACCCACUCCGGUUUAGAUUAAGAAAGCGGCAAGAGUAUAAAAGCAGCCUUCGAUGUUUCAUUCUGACAAAUUUCCUGUUUGACGUUUGG
Messenger RNA from Rhinichthys klamathensis goyatoka, 2214 nucleotides. It is a transcript of the gene csrnp3, whose product is annotated as cysteine-serine-rich nuclear protein 3. The coding region runs from base 261 to 2141 and encodes 626 amino acids. Gene Ontology annotation, cellular component: nucleus. NCBI's taxonomy places the organism in Eukaryota, Metazoa, Chordata, Actinopteri, Cypriniformes, Leuciscidae. Gene Ontology annotation, biological process: regulation of transcription by RNA polymerase II. The record is from RefSeq and is a predicted model, not a curated record. The transcript has 5 exons. Gene Ontology annotation, molecular function: sequence-specific DNA binding; DNA-binding transcription factor activity, RNA polymerase II-specific.